This is a messenger RNA of Chelmon rostratus (copperband butterflyfish), 1638 nucleotides long. It is a transcript of the gene chmp3, whose product is annotated as charged multivesicular body protein 3. The transcript is spliced from 6 exons. Gene Ontology annotation, biological process: late endosome to vacuole transport; protein transport; endosome transport via multivesicular body sorting pathway. The record is from RefSeq and is a predicted model, not a curated record. Gene Ontology annotation, cellular component: multivesicular body; ESCRT III complex. Lineage: Eukaryota; Metazoa; Chordata; Actinopteri; Chaetodontiformes; Chaetodontidae. Bases 98 to 760 code for a protein of 220 amino acids.
GCCACAGCGAGAAACAGGAAGUGCUAGUUGAGCAAACUGAGCUAGCCAGCUAGUAUUAGUCAGGUAGGUUAGCUUGUCAUUUUACUCAGUAAUCACAAUGGGGCUGUUCGGCAGAACACCGGAGAAACCACCAAAAGAGCUGAUCACGGAGUGGUCUCAAAAAAUCAGGAAGGAGAUGAGAGUGAUUGACAGACAAAUUCGAGAUAUUCAGAGGGAACAAGAAAAAGUUAAACGAUCCAUCAAAGAUGCUGCCAAAAAGGGCCAGAAGGAUGUGUGUGUCGUUCUCGCAAAGGAGAUGAUUCAGUCAAAACGAGCUGUCACCAAACUUUAUGCUUCUAGAGCCCACAUGAACUCUGUGCUACUCAGCAUGAAGAAUCAGCUUGCUGUAGUGCGUGUAGCCGGGGCCCUGCAGAGGAGCACAGAGGUGAUGAAGGCCAUGCAGAACCUUGUGAAAAUCCCAGAGAUCCAGGCCACCAUGAGGGAACUAUCGAAGGAGAUGAUGAAGGCUGGAAUCAUUGAGGAAAUGCUGGAAGACACAUUUGAGAGCAUGGAAGAUGAAGAGGAGAUGGAGGAAGCAGCGGAGGAGGAAGUUGACAAGAUCCUCUUUGAGAUUACAGCAGGUGCCCUUGGCAAAGCACCGAGCAAAGUCACAGAUGCCCUGCCUGAAAUGGAGCCCCCUGGAGCCGCUGCAGCUUCAGAGGAUGAGUCAGAGGAGGACAUUGAAGCGAUGCAGUCAAGAUUGGCAGCUCUGAGGAGCUAAGGUGAACUGCCGCUGUUAUGUUAUAGUCAGCUUGCUCACUCCAAUAAGGACAAUUCUGGUGCAGGUUUUACAGUACUGAGCAUCCUCUCUGCUUCAUAUUAUAAUUAUUAUUCCACAUAAUCAGUUGGGGUUAACUUUGUGCUAUGACAGUUAAUGUCUUUAAAAAACUUUUUUUUUUAUAGAACAUUUGGUGUACUCAGCCAGAAGAAAAUGUGUUUUUGUGUUUUGUCUUUUUAUUAUUGGGGGUGACCCCAGGCAAGUCUUUAUUAUUAUCCAAAGUCAAACAGAAGGUUUAAGAAAGUGUAUAUAAUGUAAGUAUGAAAAGCCUACUGUGCCUACAGUACUUCGUCAUAAUCUUCUGUCCUGAGUUACGGACUGGUGGUGGAGGUACUUGGGUAUUUAUGAUCCAAACAAGUGAUUAAAGAACUGUUGAUUGAAGCCACCCUGCACUUAACUCACAUUCAAGAUCACUACUCAGCAGCUGUUCUAAUCUGUUAGGAUACAUUUUCUCAGCUCCAGCUGUUUUGUUUACUGGUAACCAGCCCACAUUAUCUGAAACACUAGACAUGAUGGGUGGAUUCUUCUAUUGAUAGUUAAUUUUCUGUACAGUCAACAUGUAUCUAUUCUAUAUGUGGUCAUACAUGUAAAGUACCCUCAUCAGAAAAAUGCACGCAUACUGCCCUAACCCAUUUCUUUGCAUUAACAUUCAGCUCGUUAGAUGUUUGACUUUGUAUCACAAUUGAGUUCCUUCUCAGCAGGAAGAUGCAGAGGUAGUGGAAAGGUUGGUUAGUGCAGAACCUGUGUAUUGUGGAAGUAUUGUGUGUAUAAUUUUUCUAUGUGAAUGGGGAAAAAUAAGGAAAUAAACUUUUAAGAACAGA